CGUCACUUCCUCCCGGUCCGUUAAGAUGGCGCCGUCCGAAAGGGCGCGUGGGGAAGGCGUCGAGCCGGCUGCGCCCCUCGGCUAUGCGGGUGAGCAGACCGGGUUGCCGGCAUAGCGGUUCCUCCAGAGCCGCGGGAGGGUCACGGGGGGGGGGGCUCGCCACCUUUCAAGGUGCCUGCAAGGCUCUUCUCUGGACUCGCUCUCGGUGCUGCCGGGCUCCCCGGGCUGCAGCCGCCCUGCCUUCCGCAAGGAAAACCGCACUCGCCAUAGCUCAGGCGUUUCUUCAAGAUUCUUGCCACUAAGGCACGAAUCCUGGUGAGGCGACGACGCAGAAUUAUGUAUUCGAAGAGCAUUAUUGAUGUGUGUUUGUUCCUCCUAUGGGGAGCUCCGUAUAGAGAAAUUCGGAUAAAUUAUGGAGAGAAAUUCGACACUUUAUUCAUUGGAUAUGUGACUAGGCAACAGGUUCUCACACCGCUGUCCCCUGUCCCCCCAAAAAGUAGCGUUAAACAAGAGUGUUUGUUCUUUCUAAUUCGCUUCACGUGAAGGCGUGUUUUUUUAUAGUUUUUGAAGGUUUUAAAGCACAACCAUACUGCAUGCAAGUUGAUCGGGCAGGACGUUUCUGCACAUGUAGCUUACCUUUGGAUUUGAUGGGGUAGGGUCAGGAUCUGAAGGAGAAAUCUUAACAAAUGGGCUUUUGCAGCAAAAUGAGAGGUGCUUUGUAUGUGGGAUUUUGGGUUGGGCAACCAAACUAUCCUCUGCCCCAUCUCUGGUCUCCCAGGCCCUAGUCCAACUCUCCACACGAUGUGGUGGGGUGCAUGUUUUUUACUACGAAAGAUGUAUUUGGGUGAGGGGAGCUGAAUCCUCUUUCUGGACUGUCCUCCAUUGCUUCAGGCACUUUUGUGCCAGCCCAGCUCCAAUGUCUGGAGUGAACAAAUUUUAAGAGAAAAAUGACUGAAGUGAUGCAGCACAGGGACAUAAGGUGAAGGAAGAGGGCUUAGCUCCAGUCACCCACACUCACUGUAACUUUGCCCCAUUCACUUGUAGACAUACCAAUAAACAGACAUUUCUAAAAGACAUUGGCUGGGUAACAUGAUUAGUGUUUGCAGGCUGUUGUCUUUGAUGUAUCAAAGUGUCCUCCAGGUUAUAGCUAUUUGCUCCACAAUUUUUCUUUUAGCUAUUCCAGUUAAGUUCUCUGAAGAGCAUCAUUUCCCUCACUACCUCUAUGUAAAGGAGCACAAAGUCAGGGAGGACACGGAUGUGAAGAGGCCUCAAAACCGCACACUUUUUGUCUUGAAUGUUCCCCCAUAUUGUACAAAGGUGAGUUUAUUGGGGGGGAGGGAAGGGGAUUAUAUGAGGGCCCCAGCGACCUGUAAACUUGGGACAGCCAAGAAGAGAACAAAUAUUGAUACAGUGGUACCUCUACUUACGGACGCGAUCUGUUCCGGGGUGCCAUUUGCACCCCCAAAAGUCCGUAAGUAGAGCACCGCUUCUGCGUGUGUGUGGUGUGAUAGAGCGCUCCUGUGCAUGCAAGAAGCUUGCAGAUCGCUCAUGCGCGAAGCAGCGAACCCAAAAGUAAACACUUCUGGGUUUGCCGUGUUUAUAACCAGAAAAAACGCAAGGUGAAGCAGACGCAACUCGAGGUAUGACUGUAUUUAAUUUGGAGAGCUGCGGAGAAAAUGUAGAAGAGAGAGAAUGUGUGUGUUCUUCUGGCUUUUAGAACAUGUUUGCUAUUUUUAAAAAGUGUAUCUCAAAAAUAGUAGACGUACACAACACAUAAGUUAUGGGAAGACACUAAUCACUGCCUACUGGAUUGCAUUUGAGUUUCCUGGUCAUCCAAUCAGUGAACUUCACUAUCAGUUCACUAAAUUACUAGGGACAGCUGCAAUAUCCUAGUUGUCGGGUGUUCUUAAAAUAUAGGCUAUAUGAGUAUCUGCAUAGGAGAUUGUAGCUACUGGCCUGCAGCUGGUUGUUAGAUGUAAAUGACUAGGUAGGGUAUGAUUGAAGAAGCUGCCUCAUACCUAGUCAGACCGUUUGUUCUGUCUAGCUCAGAAAUUGUCUGCUAUGUAGCUCUCAAGAGUUUCAGAUGGGGCAUUCCCAGCCAUACCUGGAGAUGGCAAUAGCUAGAGAUCAAUGGGAUGAAAAAGAGGGAGAAGAUGAAGCUUAUGUGAAAGAAGUAGAAUUGCUUUGAAGAAGACAGUUAUGUUAGGAUAUUAGAACUCUUAUUAACUAUUCUGUACUUAUGCUGAAUAUUAUGUUCUAUAAUUAAUAUACGUUGAGAUAUACUAACUAUAAGCCACCCAAACACAGAUUUAACUAUCUUUGUUAGUAUAUCUCACCCAUCAUAUCUUGUGUGGGUUUGCUCAAUUAAGCAUGCAGAGGUGACUUGGGGAACCUUUGGCUCUCCUGAUAUUGUUGGACUACAACUCCCCUCAUCCCAUUCUGGUGGGGAUUGAUGGGAAGUCUGUACACUGCAGACUAACUGUGAGUGAAUUACCAAGUGACCUCCAGGGACCAGUGCCUUGUAGAGGAACCCUGAAAUGUAAAUUAAUGUUUAAUUAAUAUGUGAAUCAACAAGAUUGGUAACUCUUCUUAGUUUUCUGUUCCUCUAUUAUUAUUAUUAUUAUUAUUAUUAUUAUUAUUAUUAGUUUUGCCCCGAGGAAAUGCCUAGGGUAAGAAAUGGUAGCAAGCCCAAGUCCUGAAAGGAAAGGGGCAGAGCAGGACAUGUUGUCAAGGGCAUUAGAAGGUGGGGGGGCAGUUUUCAGCCAUGAAGUGCCAAAGGAUCAAGUACAGAUAUUAGAGAGGUAACUAAUAAUAAUACAAGUAUUAGAGAGGUGAGAUGAUGAGGGGAAAUAAUGGGGGGUGAUUUCAGGUUUCAGGAAAUGUCCCUCUUAUAGCCAUGAAUUGUCCUGAAUUUCAUUUUGUUGCUUGAAGGAAUGUUUCUCCAGGCUGUUCUCGAGCUGCGGUUCUGUCCGCUCCGUGGAGAUGUGUGACAAGCCAAGUCUGGGAGAAAAGAAAGAAAUGCCCAAGACGAAGUUUUUCAACACAGAAGCACUCCAGGUAAAUCUUGAACCCUUGAGCAAGGGUGGAAUUUGGAGAGGUGGGUGGGAAUGUAGCAUUUUGGGGGUGGGGGGAAGGACUCUUAAGAAAAGGACCAGAGCUAAGGCUUGACUCCCUGUUACAGCAGCUUGGACUUCAUUCCCUGCAAGUUCAGCCAGCCUUGCAAUUUGACGUCUGCCUGUGUGUCAGGCAAAAAGGCUGCUACUUUAACAGUACCAAACUGCACUGUGGAGUUUGAACAUACCCUCUCCCCUUUCCCAAGCAAUAUAGUGCGGAAAAGGCUUUCAUCAAGGGGUGGAGGAAGGAAAGCAGGCAGUGCACACGGCAUGUUUCGUGGGUGAGCGUUCAGUUCUGGAGGCUGUGCACAUCCCUCUUCGCCUCUUCCAUGUUUGAAAACCCAGCAGCACACAUGCAGCUGGACCCAGAGCUGAACCUCAGAGGCAGCAUGUAUGGCUGGCUCUCUUUUUUCAUGUAAAAAGAGAUGAGGGAAGGGAGGGGAAGCAUGACGAAGCCAGGGGAAAGAGCAACAGGGAUGUGUUUUCCCCCUUGAGUGGGUGUUUCAGUGGCUGGCUAAACCUCUCAUUCUUCGGAUUGUAUGUGAGUGAAAACAGACCCAGUCCAUAAUCAUGAGCUUCUUGCUUUAUAGGGGUUCAAGGUUGCUUAUGUUGUGUUCAAGAGUCCUGCUGGGGUGCAGGCUGCCAAGUCCUUAUCAACAAAAGACCCCCUGGUGAUAUCUUCCAAAAGGCACCCUGUGCAAACGGGCAUUCACAGUAAGUGAACCACAAAUGCCUUGAAAUUCCCUCUUUCUUCCUGGGCUGGCCUUCAGGUGUGUAAGGAUUUAGUUUGUGGCUGGUGGAGAAAUGUGAGUGUUGUACAGGCUGGGCAGACCAGGCUUCAACUCCCCAUAUGGCCAUGAUGCUCACUUGGCAAAUUUCUCUCUCAGCCUAACAAUCCUCAUGAGAGCUACUGUGCAAUAACAUUUGGGGUGAGAGUAGGGUGGGGAAGAGCUACCCUGAGCUCCUUCGUGAAAGAAGGGGACAGAAAUAGAAUACUGGUAUACCAGUCAGUGUACACCACUUAGAGGGGACUGUGAGUAAGGAGUAUACAAAUUCUUUAAUUUAACAACAUUAGGUGUUCACCUCUUGACGAGAUUAUAUUUACCCAUCCUUUAUUACUUUUGCAUUCCCCAGGCACCUCAUUCACCUUGACUAGGCAGGGCACCUUGUCUCACUCAAAUGCAAAGCUGCUACCAGAGGACCCCCCACGUCUUCCAUUUCCAUCUACAACCAUUAUCAAUCCUGGUAGAACAUAGGCUUUCCCCAGCCUCUGUGCUGUAUAGUCAGACUGCCUUUGAUUAGUUAAAGGAAGAGAAUGUAGAGCCACUCCCUGAUCCAUCUCCUGUCCUGUGACAUUGUCUUAUAGUAGGGGUGUCUAACCUUUUUUGGCCACCUUCAAGAUUCACCACCUCCCUGAGGGCUACAUACUGGCUGUGAGUUUCAACAAUGUAUGUGCAUGUGUGUUUGCACCCUCUAUUCGUACAACACUUAUGCAGGCCACACACACUCACCCCACUAGACAUGCAGUCACUCAGCACUUAGCACAGAGAAAGAGAGAGAAGAAAGCAAGCAUUUCCAGUCCUCUCCAAUCCAUCACUGGAGUGAAGGUGGGGGAAACACUGCCGGUUACUCUUAAAGAGCAGGCAGAGGGUUUUAUCCAUGAUCUCAGCACAGUGGUGCUUGGCUCUAAGCUCACAGAUAAAUGAUCCCUCUGCCCGGUCUUUAGAGAGGAUUGUCUCUCUCCAUCUCAGAUUGCUCUCUAAGGAUCAGGCAGAGGGCUUUAUCUGUCAACCAGAUCAGUGGACAAAGAGCAGGGGCUGGUGGAUCACUUCCUGCAGCUUGCUAGGCUAGAUCUGGGCUGCAGGUUAGCCCCCGUUUUAUAGCAGUCAAGGACAGCACUUCCUGUGAAGCACACAUUAAAGUAGCAGCAGCAUGUCCCAACUUAAAUGUACUGUGGCAUGGAAGGAAUCUCCUUUUCCAGAGUACAGGGGCAACCUCAGACUAUAGGAAAAACUGGGCCUUGUUAUAACAAUAGGAUUGAUUUCAAUAGGCCUUUGGCCAAUUAAUAUCCUACAGCCUUUAAAAUGUAUCUGUGGGAAGGGGGGUAUUGUUUUGUUGUUUUGGUUUAACUACUUGUGUUUUAUCUUUUAUUUUAUUCUAUGAACUGCCCUGGGAUCUCUUGAUGAAGGGUGGUAUAUAAAUUAAGUAAAUAAAUAGCCAAGCAGCAAGUGGUUUGUGCAGUGAUAUUUGGUAUUUCUUAACCGUAGGUGCCUCUAGUAGGAACUGUCAGUCACCUGCCAGCAAACCACUGCUCAUUGACCUGAGAGAACAGGGUUUGCCAUCACAGAUAGGCAUUCAAGUCCAGCAUGCUGUCAUUCUUAGAAGUAGCAGUAAUUGAAAUUUGAUCUUGUUGUCCCCCACCGUUGAGUCCCUGGUUUCAAUUGUAUUAAGGGGGCCUCUAAAGUUUCCAAAAUUGUGUUUUGUUCUUCUGUUGUCUUGAAUAUUUUUUGCACUGCAAACUGAUUUAUUAUUUGUUUGUUUUUAUCUCAGAAUGGAUUGCUAGAUAUGCAGCUUCAGUUGUGGAUCCUGCUGAGCUGAAGACAGAAGUGGAUGCUUUCAUGCAGGCCUAUGACAAGAAGGUUGCAAAGGUAUGCAUUGCUGAAAAUAUAAUGGUAUUAGCCAAGCAUGCCCUUCCCUUGAAGGGUCCUUUGGAUUCAGCAUCACCUGUCUGGGUUAUGAUCAGCAUUGACUGGGUAGAGACCCAGUGUGAUGUAGUGAUUAGAGAAGACUAGAGUUUACAUACUCAGCCAUGAGGUUCACCUGGCGUCUUGGACCACUCAUCAGCUGAUGAGUUGGGAACAGGGUGUGCAGCCAAUGCAGGAGUCAACCUUGUUCUCCACCAGUGAUGUCAGCUGAUGGGUGGGCAUGCUUUGAAGGAAAAGACCUUGUGAGACAAAUUGGACCCCCUGGUGGGCCAAGAUUUGUCUGUUGGCUGGAGGUUCCCCACCUCUGGAGUGAAUCUAGAAUGGAAAUGUUGAAUGGAACACAUUGUCUAUAUUUUUGGGUUGCCGAUAACACAAUCCUUCUUUCUUCAGAAAUCCCUUUUCACAUGGCAAAAGGCUUUGCACUGGGCUCUUCUGCUCAAGGGCUGUGAAGUUGGGCAGGGCACCUUCUGAAAUUAUAAACAGCAUUACUGAGCUCGGGUAGGGCUGGGUGAUGUAUCAAUAUACAGUGGUGCCCCGCAAGACGAAUGCCUCGCAAGACGGAAAAACCGCUAGACGAAAGGGUUUUCCGUUUUGAAGUUGCUUCGCAGGACGAAUUCCCCUAUGGGCUUGCUUCGCAAGACGAAAAUACCUUGCGAGUCUUGAGAUUUUUUUUCGCUUUUCCCCUUUAUCUAAUCUGCUAAGCCUUUAAUAGCCUUUAAUAGCCUUUUAGCAGCUAAUCCCCUAAGCCUUUAAGCCUUUAAUAGCCGCUAAACAGCUGAUAGCGCUAAUAGCGCUAAUCCGUCAAUGGGCUUGCUUCGCAAGACGAAAAAACCGCUAGACGAAGACUCUUGCGGAACGGAUUAAUUUCGUCUUGCGAGGCACCACUGUAUUGUCCAAAACUGGUUUGAAGCCCAUAUUGUGAUAUUGGUUUCAUAGUUUUUGACCUGGCAAUAUAUUGCGAGUGAGUGUGUAAAAAUCACAAUGAGGGGGAAACAGUGAAGCUAGCCAAUGCCUUAAUAGCCAUCCUUAUUUCAGACAUUGUGAUAUAUUGGUAUAUAGUGGUGUUUAGCUGUUGAGAUAUUGCCCAGCCUCACUCAGGGGGAAGCUGUGAGCUUAAAGCAGCCUCUCCUGACCAGGCUUGAGAUUGCUCUUUUUAUUGACGCAGGAAGAAGCCAAAGCUGAGAAGGAAGAUGGCAUCCCGGAUGAGGAAGGGUGGGUGAAGGUGACAAGAAAAGGUCGAAGGCCUGGGCUCCCUCGGACAGAAGCAGCCAACUUGCGGGCGCUGGAGAGGGAGAAGCGCAAAAGGGCACGCAAGGAGCUGCUCAAUUUCUAUGCUUGGCAGCAUCGUGAGACCAAGAGGGAACGUGAGUCAUUUCCUCUUCAUCUGCUCUCUCAAUUCUGUGGAAUAUUUGAUGCAAGAGAAUGUCAUCUAAUUUGAAUAGCAUACCGUAUUUACAGGAAUCUAAUGCGCACCUCAAUUUUCAAAAUCUUGAAACCAAAAAUAAUGGCGCCAUUAUAUCUAACACGCACCCUAAUUUUUGCAAUGUAAGGAAAAGGUAAAGGGACCCCUGACCAAUAGGUCCAGUCGUGACCGACUCUGGGGUUGCAGCGCUCAUCUUGCUUUACUGGCCGAGGGAGCCAGCGUAUAGCUUCUGGGCCAUGUGGCCAGCAUGACUAAGCCGCUUCUGGCAAACCAGAGCAGCGCACAGAAAUGCCGUUUACCUUCCCGCCGGAGCGGUACCUAUUUAUCUACUUGCACUUUGAUGUGCUUUCGAACUGCUAGGUUGGCAGGAGCUGGGACGGAGCAACGGGAGCUCACCCCGUCGCGGGGAUUUGAACUGCCCACCUUCUGAUCGGCAAGUCCUAGGCUCUGUGGUUUAACCCACAGCGCCACCCGCGUCCCUAAUUUUUGCAAUGUACUUUGGCCCAAAAGUGUGCAUUACAUUCAAGUAAAUAUGGUAUUCUUUGCCAGCUUGAAUUUUGGUGAAAAUGUAGGAACAUCUGAAGGAGCUUAGUUGCUGUUUUCUGAACAGUUAAGAUUGUCAGGUGUUUUGUGGAAGGGCAGUUUUUUAGCUUCCAGCAUCUUCUGAGUGUUUUUAUUUCAAGAGUAGCAUGUUCUCAUUACUAUGCUUUGUCAGGAGAUGUCUGCAAACUUUGCCACCUUUAGGCAUCAAACCAUCUCAGAACCUGGACAGUAGGGAAAGUUAACUCAAAUAUGCUAGAGGAGUUUUUUCCUGCUGUGACACUGGUUCUUUCUCUGCUUUAUCCAAUCUCUCCUUUGUGUGUUUUUCAGACAUAGCUCAACUGAGGAGGAAGUUUGAAGAGGACAAGCAGAAAAUUGCUCUCCUACGGGCGCAGCGGAAAUUUCGGCCCUACUGAGUUGCAGAUCUACAGCUAUUCUGAAAAGAACAGCAGCCACAGUAAGAGGUUCAUUGCUGGGAUAAUUUUGACUUUUUCUCCUUUCCCCUCUAAUAUCUCCUGGAGUGUGAUGGAUGCAGCAGAUGAUGAGGGUUUGGAAAUGAAAUCAUCUUGUUUGCUAUGAACUGACAGUUCAUAAGCUGCCUUCUUCCCCUGUGAGGAAUUCUAAGGCUGCUGUUCAUAUGAAACAGACAUGUAAAUAUUUGUUUUUAUAUUUGUGAUAUACCGUAUUUUUUGCUCUAUAAGAUGCACAAGACCAUAAGACGCACCUAGUUUUUGGAAGAGGAAAACAAGAGAGAAAAAAAUCUGAAUCCCAUAAGCCAGGACAGCCAGUGGGAUCGCUGUGCUGCGAUCCUGCUGGCUGUCCUGGCUUCUGGCUUAGCUGCGCGCAGCCUCUCCCAGGCAAGGGAAGCCUUCAUCCCCUGCCCGUGCACUGAGCAGAGCCUCCCGCCUGCAUUCGAUCCAUAAGACGCUCACACAUUUCCCCUUACUUUUUAGGAGGAGAAAAGUGCGUCUUAAAGAGCGAAAAAUACGGUACAUCAGGUUUCUUGUUCUCGUCAUCUUCACCAAUACACAACUUCUAUGUAGGAAUUUUUACUGGACAAUUUGUGUGCCACACAACCUGUCAAAGAACAGCUGCUUCCCUAGCUUGUACAACCUUGCAUCUCUCCUGUAAAUAUCUAUGCUAUGGAUGCAAGCAGCACCUUGGAAAAGCAGACCUGUCAGAGGCUUAUUUUGUGAAGCCAAAAAGAACAUCUCAGUAAAAUUUCUCCUCCUCUAUUAGUCCCCUCAAUCUGUAUCACCAAACAAUAAAUUCUUUUGAGAGAUUUAAACUAUUUAGAGCAUGGGUUGGUAAACUAAGGCCCACAGGCCAGAUCAGGCCCAAUUGCCUUCUAAAUCCAGCCCACAGACGAUCCAGGAAUCGCUGCGUGGAUUGCCAGCGCACAAGUUCUUCCCUUCUCCCUCCACGGCAGCGGCAGCGCUUCCUCCCUCCCUCCUGGCUUCUCCCUGCCCUGCCUAGAGGAGGAAGGGGGCUGGGCUUUGUUGGUGCCAGCCCUUUCUCCAGAGCCCUUUUGUGCACCCCUCAUCGUCCCUCAUUCAUUUUUUUUUCUUUCCAAAAUAUAGUCCGGCCCCCCACAAGGUCUGAGGGACAGUGAACCAGCCCCCUGCUGAUAAAGUUUGAGGACCCCUGGUUUAGAGGAAUUUAAAAUUGUAUGAGGAAAGAAGUACAAGUGCAAGCUGUAACAAACUUAGUUUUAAUACCUAAAUUAGCAUGAGUGGCUAAAAUGUUUCCUUCACUGAACUAACAGUUGUUACCUAGUUAGAACACCUGGCUCUGGCCCAGAAAAUCAUAAUCCAGUACAUGAAUUAACAUUUUAAGAUAAAUCCACUCACCCACCAUAUCUGUAACUGGACUAAGGCACUCAUGAAGAACUGAAUCUCACUGAGCCGUUCAGUAGAAACAGAACAAAGAAUUGUGCAAGCUGUCCCCACUGCGCCACAAGGUAGUUGUGCAAGAUACCCUGCAGGUCCCACAGCAUCCUCCUCACUUAAAGCAGGACUGAAUCUUUCUAAGGCAUCCAUCUGUUCUCUAGGAAGGGUUAGUCAUGAUGAUGUAGGUAGGCACUGCUUAUAGGCUGGCUCUGGGUUUCUGGUCCUUAUUUAAGAAGGUGUUGAUGAUCCCGGCCACAACUUGGGGCUCAUUCAGGUGGACAAAAUGAUUGCCAGCAACUUCCACAAAUUGGUAACGCUAAGAAUAAGGGAGAUACAGUGAGAGAUGGACCAUGGGAAAGAAAAGUCAGACAUAUGGAACAAUGAAACUUAACAUUAAAUGCUAGGAGUAGAGAGUUAUAAUAGGGAGGCUGGAUUAGCCCAUCCAGAAGCAUCUACAACUGGCAGCGAAAGGGUCAAAAGCAAUUCAGUAGUUUUAUUGAACACAACCACACCUGUGUUCAGUGUGGGCUUAAAGACAAACUCACAUUCUGUACAUUGGGUGCAAGCUCAUUUUGCAUAAUUCUGCUUCAACUCCAGAGGAGAGGCAGAGAGGUAGGAAAGUGACCCUCUGCACACUGGAAAUGCUGCUCAAGCUGCGCUGUUUUUUUCCUCUUUCACUGACCCCUUCCCCUCCGUUUUAGUCCACCUAUCCAAGCAGGAGUCUAAAUCCUGAUCAGCCAAGGCAAACAAAAAUAAUGGUGCAUUUGGGGAGCAUCGGCAGAGCACGGGAGACAUCCCUUCCAUUGCCUAUGCCAGGCACCCCCAACCUGCAGCCUACAACUCCCAUGAUCCCUAGCUAACAGGACCAGUGGUCAGGGAUGAUGGGAAUUGUAGUCCAAAACCUCUGGAGGGCUGAGGUUUGGGGAUGGCUGGCCAAUGCGCCUUUCGUUCCCCCUUUCCUGACAUUUUUACAAUCUCCACACAAGGGAUUUUGACAGUUGGGUGGGGCAACCUGCCUGUCAAUCAUGUGGCAUCAAGGUUGGCCAGCAGGAAGAGGCCAGAGGUUCCCCAGGCCUACUACAGCCCCUUAAGCCUAUCUCAUAACUGGGGGGGGGUCUAUCCAGCUGUACCCCUACUGCCUCCUUUGCUACCUCCCUCUCCCCACUGAAUACAUGGAAACCCCAAGCGAGAAAAGCAACUGCCCAGCAAAGCCAAUGCAAAACGGCUCAGAGCAAGUUUGUGUUCCCCUCAGGACUUGCACUCACCUCUUUUAGGCUGGUCCUGAAUGCUUCCUCAAGUGGCUGUACAAAGUAUGGGACGCUACCUUUAGGAGGAUUGGUAAAAAUCCCAUUUUCUGCUCUAGAAUAAAACAAUCAGCUCUUACUUCUGGUUGCACAUAAGAACACAAAGUUCAAAUCCUCUGCAUGAUAGAAUUUUCCAAGAAAUAGAAGAGGGUGCUGGAUAUUGCAUUAGCUUUGUGGAUAACCUGAACUGAUCCUUCUCACUUGUACCAUUGAAAAAAGGAUAGAUUAGAUUUGGGGUGUAUAGGGUGUUACGGUAGGGAAAGCACUUCUGGGGUAGUUUGUUCACCUUUGGUCCCCCACCCUGCACUCAGCUCUCAUCUGGGCCACCUAGAAGCUAUCAGCAUGCAACAGUGGCCACAGUCUAGAAACAGGCUGGCUAAAUCAGGUGAGUUCAGUUGCUGGGUCUCAAAUCCUCAGCGAGUCAGGGACUUCGCCUGCAUGUGGACAGGCUCUGGCAGAUUGAGCGGAUGAGACCAAUAGUGGGUCCACCAGCGAGAAGUGAGAGGCAGGUAGGGCUUGUCAGCCUGGAAAGGGAGCCAUCUGGGAGAGGGGGAAAACUGAUCUUAAACCUCCGUUGCCUUGCAGAAUAUCUUCUGGAGAAGAACAGGCUAAGGAGUAAACCCUGCACAAAUCCAGAAUGGAGUCCUUAAGACAGCUGGAUGGCGCCCUGUACACCUCCUUCUGGCGACUACUGCAGCCAAGCUGGUGGACCACAUCAGAGAGGCCGAGAAGGGGGACAUCAUCUGGGCAGCCCAGAACCUCCUUACACUGCCCAGGGUUGUGCCACAGGAAGGUCACUUAAGUGUUGCUAACGCAGCCGUUUGACUUCACCCCGGAGGUGCACUGCAUUGUCCCUCAAGACAGACGGAUGCCAACAACAAACUAGAUUGGCUAAGCUGGUAUUUAGCACAACCUCAAUAUAUUUUCAUGAUUUUUAAAGCAGCGAUGCUCCGCGGACCCAGAUGGAAGUAGGCCUACUGAAAAUAGUAGGACUCCAUUGGAAGUAAACAUGCGUAAGACUGCACUGCACUUGGAAUACUACUCUGCAACUACUUGUAGUUUAGGCACUACAGGAGUGCUCUAAGGAGGACUGAUUCAGUCUUAUGCUUGGGGCUGAUCAGUGAAGCAAUCCAUUUUUCUUCAUUCUCUGCCCCUGCCUCUCUUUUUCUCUCAGGCAGAUCUACUAGGUACUGGUUACAUCUGGAUGUCACUUACCUGAUCAUCAGUAUAUCAGCCUCGAUUUUCUUCAGGAUGUGGCAACAUUGAUCCAGAGACACAAAACUGUGGUUCUGCUACAUAUGAUAUAAAAUGACAAAUAAGGAACAUAACUCAUCUAGUCCAUUUGACUGGCUUAGCACACAAGGGGUUUCUUCUAUGCUGCCCCUUUAUUCUGUGCUGGGGGAGAGAAAGUGGAGCAGGUCACCCCACUUUACCCUCUGUUGCCAAUCAAUGGGCAGGGGGGCAAUAGGAGGUGCUCCACAAAUGGCAUUGUUCAUGCCAAUACCUGGCCACAGGUCAACAGUCUUUUGGUCCUAAGGCGAUUCACAGGAGACCCAUUGAAACUGAAAUACCAGUUGUCUACAAAAAUGCUUUCCAUCAGAAAAGCCAUAUGGAGUUAGCCAGAAAUAGGUGGAAAUUAAAUAUUCCAGUGUUCUGCAAUCUAGCCAACAAAGGCUCUCACUGCAACUUUUGUGACAAAUGAGGAAACUAGGGUUAGAGGACCAACAUUAACAAAGCUAGCCCAUGCAUAAGCAGGGCUUUGAGCAAGGACUAAUUUGUGUACCUCCAACACCCUUUGGGUGGAUGAAAAAUACAGGGGAAAACAUUCAACAAAACUAGAUCAGAACUUACCACAAGGACCCUUAAAUCUCUGUUAUAAACCAAACCUAGAGAAAGAGAAGAAUCACAUCUCACAUUUUGUACAACUUGUUUUUCUCCAAACUUUCCCCUGGCUUCUUUCUCUUAACACAGCUGGGGGGGGGGGGAAGGAAGUUAUUCUAUAAAUGGUAAGUUUAACUGGCUGUCACAAUUAAAAUUUAAAUACCUGGAAAGAGGACUGCACAGUGUUCUGUAAGAGGAUGCACAACUCCUAAAAGACCAGGUUUAUAUUGGUGGGGGCAGGGGGUUGUCUCCUGGAUACUAUCUAUGGAAGCCUCACAGGUGGUGUUGGUGACUAAGAGUGCCUUUUAGCAGCUUAGGUUGUUUCUGCAGAAAGUGGACCGUGGCACAUGCCCUGGUUACAGCCAGACUGGACUGUAUGGGGCUGCCUUUAAACAUGGUCUGGAAACUUCAGCUGGUACAGAAUGCGGCACUAGGAUGUUUGUAGACAACAGGCACUCGGAGCAUAUAGCACAUAUUCCAUUUCAGCUGCCUGUUCGUUUCCAGGCUCCGUGCAAAUUGCUGGUGGUAAAAAGUAAAGCCCUAAACUGUUUGGACAAGGUUAUUUGAAGAUGGGCCUUAAGAAUGGCCUCGCAAGGACCCUCUCAGAGAUUGUGGCCAAAAUCCAUCAGACUGGCAAACCCUCAUGACUGACCUUUUCAGCGCCUAAGAACUCCCUCCCACAAGUAGCACCUCUGGACUGAAAAGGGGUUUAACUUAGACCUUAGUAAACUUCUUAAUUUCAAACUGCUGCUGUUUUUAAAUUCUAUAAUUUGUUUGCUUUAUUUGUAUAGCUUUUAUGGUUUCAACAAUCCCUUCAUAAAUUGCCUUGGAAGGCAGCAUGACAGUACUAUCAUACAAACAAGAUCAGUUCUGAAUAUUUAGUCACAGAAUGCGCCGCUGAUUGUGCUAGAUCAUUUUAGAUCUUCAGGCAGAGUCAGACCACUGGGCCAGCUAGCCACUAGUGCAAUGGGCAGCAGGUCUCUAGUGUCUCACACAAGACUGCAACAGUCCCCUGGCACCAAAGAUGCCAGCUAUUAAACCUGAGACCUCGCAUGUGCUCUGCCACCAAGCUCUGCUCCCCUAAUUGAAGGUUCUGUGAAACACAACAGGCAUCUCUUUGUAUCUCAGUCUCUUACCUCCUGCCACCUCAGAAGCCCCUCGCUCCAGCAGUACCUUAGCACUCUCUUCUGUUAGCUGACUGUUUGCUUCCAUUAACCUAGGCAAGUCAAGCAGAAACAUGUACAAUUUUGUCAGUAGGAUGCAGGCAAGAACUGCGUUCUUAGUAAUGCCACCACCAACUAAUCCCUCAUCUUAUCAAAUGUUACCCAGCCACAUUUGUCCAUCCUGAAUCUAUAUUCAGCUCUUGUACAACAUUGAUGCCUUGUACACUUCAGAAAGCAUUCAAUGGUGAUGCCAUCAAACAGGACCCCGGACCUGGCAAAUCACUGAUAUGAACCAGGGACACCAAUUAUGUUCCUUUUUGGGGGUGACGAAAAAAGUGGGUGGUAUUCAACCAAGUUUUACUCAAGAGUGGAACCACUGAAAUUAACAAACACGACUAAGUUAGGUUUGGGAAGGCAUUUUAGCCAAGUACCUAAGUUCUGAGCACCGUUUCCUUGGUUGUCUUUUUUUCUCCAUUCUAAUAUCUUGGUUUUGAUUCAGCAAGGGAGCCAGUAUGAUGCAGUGGUCAGAGUGUUGGAGACAAGGGUUCAAAUCCUCACUCAGCUAUGAAGCUCACUGGGUGACCUUAGGCCAGUCACUGCCUCUCAGCAAUAACCUACCCUCACAGGGUUGUGGGCAUUAAAUGAGCAGGAGGAAAAUCAUGCAUGCCAUCUCAAAUUCUUUGGAGAAAAAGGCGGGAUAUAAAUGCAAUAAAUUAAAUAAAAGAACAUUUCCUUUUUCAGAAUAAUGGAUUUGGAAAGAGGCGGCUAUGGUUGGCAGGACAGACCUUGCUGUACCCCCAGGGACAAAACACCCAACGGCUGCCAGAGACCAAAGAAGGGAACUCACCUCUGAAGGGCUGCCUCAGGACUGCGUACUUUGGGGGAAUGGUACUUGCUGGUCUCAAAAUUCAGGAGUUCCUCAAUUACCUCCCGCUGGGACUUGCAAAUCUUCUCCAAUUCCUAUAAAUCAGACAUAGUCAUCUGCUUUCAGAAGUCUGUUACACCCAAAGCCCCUCACAAGGUAUACAAAACAACAACAUUAGUAUUAGCUUCUUGGGAAGGUAAGACAAAAGUAAAGGAAUUAAAAGGGUUAGCUCUUUUUGUGCACUCUGACACCACUAGGCCUGACUUCCAAUGCCAUGCUGCCUUCCAACCUCACCUCUAAACGUGAGAAAGCAUCUCUAGGGGUGAACAGCAACCUCGGCUUCUUUUCUGUAUGUAAUCCCGGGCCCCUUUGAUAACCCUGCCAACAAGAGAGCCAACAAACAAUCACAGAGCCUGGGCAGUGGCUUUUGUGGGAGGAAAUCCUCCUAGGAACGAGAUCCAAUUAAAUUCCCUGAAAGUCACACACAAAAACGUGUCCUGAUUAAGCUCAUGUCAUUCUGUGCAACCAGUAAACAUUGGACAGGACUAGGGCUAGGCGGUAUAUCAAUAUAUCAUCCCAAAUCAGUUUGAAGUCCAUAUUGUGAUAUUGGUUUCAUAAUUUUUGACCUGGCAAUAUAUCGCAAAUCAUGAUGUGUGUGCAAAAGUCACCUUGUGGGAAAAACUGAAGCCAGUCAAUGCCUCUACACAGUUCAACCCUUAUUUAGCUCAUGACAUAUCCCAAUGUUGAAAACCAGAUAUCGCCCAGCCUUAGACAGAACAAUGCUGUAUUAGUAUAAUAGACCUCUUAGAGAUCCCUGAGUUAUGGAUCAAAUUCUUUGUAUCCCAUCACUGGCAAAUGCAGUUGCUAAUUUUGGGAGAGAAAAGUUUUUUGUCUACACAUUUUGACUGACUCCAAGAUUGCCAUGAGAGCUGGGUUAAAUCACAUCCCAGAAACUUAAGCAUGCAAGGGAGGGAAGUUUGCCUUUCACCCACGGCCUCUACAAUUGCAAGAAAUACUUUCCAGCUGGGAAAAAAAUCACUUAAAUUUUAAUUACAUGUUUAUUUUAUAUAUUGCCCUGCCUCUCUCCCAGUGCAGGAGCCAAGAUGGUUCACAGGAC
Messenger RNA from Podarcis lilfordi (Lilford's wall lizard), 16000 nucleotides. The record is from the annotation of a GenBank genome assembly. NCBI's taxonomy places the organism in Eukaryota, Metazoa, Chordata, Lepidosauria, Squamata, Lacertidae.